AUGGAGGGGGAAUCCAAAGAAGAACUGGAGCUUGUCAUAAGCGAUCGAUGGAACAAACAAAAGGACGAGGAUACGAAGCCCCCAGAAUUGGACGGAUACAUUUGGCACGUGGCGGAUAUCAUCUCACAUCAACACGUCGAGAGGAAGUUGAUUUGCUUCCAAUGCGAGAAAAUUUCCUUUCGAACAAAGGACGGCGAAUUAAUAUGGUGGACAAGUGGAAGUGGGGAUAUACUUCUUCCUCGCAACGUGAAAGUCGUCAUUGAAAAGGGGACAUACAGAGUUAUGUGA
Penicillium daleae is the source of this 288-nucleotide messenger RNA. RefSeq lists its product as uncharacterized. The coding region runs from base 1 to 288 and encodes 95 amino acids. The record is from RefSeq and is a predicted model, not a curated record. NCBI's taxonomy places the organism in Eukaryota, Fungi, Ascomycota, Eurotiomycetes, Eurotiales, Aspergillaceae. The transcript has 2 exons.